ACGAAAUCAUUUUUUCAAAUGAUACACUUUGAAUUUCGUGUCGUGGACUGGUUUGCUAUAAAGUUGCACACUACGUAUCGUCGUCUCUCGUCUUUUUUUCUGUAUUGUAUCCGAAUUUAUACAAACCAGGAUGGCUUCGGCUAAGCAGUCAAAAGAAAAGGAUCCUGCGGAUAUUGUUAAUCAGAACGCAAUUCACAUCGAGACCAUAAAGAAAGAGAAUAGGAGCCAAAAAGUGUACACGCUAUUUAGCAUCAACCCGUACAAAAGACUUCACAUUUUGACUGACAAACCUAUGGCUGGCAACAAGACACACGACCAAGUGCAGGAGGACCCUGCUUUCCUAAGGGCCAUCCACAGGGCUUGUUUGGAGCCAACCAAGAAAUACACUCACCCCCAAACUGAGAGCCAGGAGAUAGGCUGGAUAUCCAGACCUCUGAUUGUUUCAGAUCGCAGCGAUAGAAGACUGAACUGGUCACGGCAGAACUCUGAGAUCACCAAGUACAUGGAUGCAGCAUGGCGUCUCAAAGAACAGACACAGAACCAGUGUUAGAUCUACAGCCUACCAGACUUCAUUAUGAUAACCUGGGUCAUUGGUCUCUUUACUGGAUAAAAAUUGAGUGGAAACACAGCUAUGAAGAAUAAUACUUUACUGUCCAAAGGAAAUACAAUGUAACUGGUUGCAGGCAGACCUACUGUAAUUAAGCAAUAAGGCCCAAGGGGGUGUGGUAUAUGGCCAAUAUACCACAGCUAAGGGCUGUUCUUGUGUGCAACGCAGAGUGCCUGGAUACAACCUGUAGCCAUGGUAUAUUGACCAUGUACCACAAACCCCCAAGGUGCCUUAAUGCUAUUAUAAACUGGUUACCAACAUAAUUAGAAGAGUGAAAAUAAAUAGUCACACCCGUGGUAUAUCAGACCGUAUACCACGGCUUUCAGUCAAUCAGCAUCCAAGGCUUGAAACACCCAGUUUAUAACAAACACCACACAUGAGAAACAUGAAGCAGCAUACUAAUCAUUCAUUCAAGUUAAACAGAUGCAGGUGUAGCCUGGUCCCUGUUUGUGCUCUUGCCAUCUCCAUCAGUCAUUGUCAAGCAAAACUCAGCAUGAAAUUAGUUGGUAUAAUAGCACAGACUGGCACUCAGGCUAGAGAAGGGGUUCUUGCCCAAAAUGUACCAACUAUUGUCAUACCUGCAACCUGUUUGCAGAAGAAACAUUUACCCAGAUCUAUAGAAAGUAAUACAUUGGCCCACUACACAUUAAUAAUAUUGAUACAUGGAAAAGGCCAAACACGACAGCUGUUCAAUAUUAGAAAAUAUCACAUCCCUAAAGGUAGUGAAUCAGGGGGUCAAUAAGCAGACUUGCAAAGUGUGCAUUUUACAAAAAUCUAUCAAGUAUUUACUCAAACUAGAUGACAUACAUUUGUGGAAAUAGUUUCACAAACGUAGACGCCCUACAACAAAGUAUAAAGAUCUCCUUUAAAAGAUACAUGGAUUUAUUUUACUGCCGAUAAUAAAAUGUCAUUGUACCGUUGAUGUCCAUAUUCAUGUUAGAGGUUUAAACCAUUUAAAAAAAA
Messenger RNA from Oncorhynchus mykiss (rainbow trout), 1570 nucleotides. The record is from RefSeq and is a predicted model, not a curated record. NCBI's taxonomy places the organism in Eukaryota, Metazoa, Chordata, Actinopteri, Salmoniformes, Salmonidae.